Nymphaea colorata (pocket water lily) is the source of this 581-nucleotide messenger RNA. RefSeq lists its product as uncharacterized. Lineage: Eukaryota; Viridiplantae; Streptophyta; Magnoliopsida; Nymphaeales; Nymphaeaceae. The transcript is spliced from 2 exons. The record is from RefSeq and is a predicted model, not a curated record. The coding region runs from base 28 to 420 and encodes 130 amino acids.
UUCGUUGGCGUACUCAGGGGGUUUGAUAUGGCCGUAGGGAACCGGAAUGACCGGGGUUUGCGACCGGCUGUCUCCGGUGGGAUGCGUGCGAUUGGUCCGGGGAUCCGUACUUCCUCGACUGCUGAGACAGCUGCCAACAUGAUAAGGGAGAAGCAUAAAGUACAAGAGGAAAGGGUCAGGAGCACCUUCAUUAUGGAGCAGCAGCGUUAUGGUCACAUGGCAAUGGAGCUCAGUUGUCCUGUGGAACAGGGACAAGGGACCACCCCUGCGGGCAGGACGUGGCCUGACUUGGGGACUCGUCUUGUUCUUGGAUUGGCCUGCAAUCGACCCUACUUAAUAAAGGAAACUAGAGGAGAAGAGCCUGGGUUCAGGUGGAAACUUGGGCUGGGUUCGACGUUGGCCAUGGCUUCAUUCCUUUGAUUUUGAAUUUCGGUUGACCUUGAUUGCUGUCUCCGGGUGGAGCAAUAUGUAGUUAAUAAAUUUUAUGUGUCUAUGUGGGCAACUGCCCACACAAGCGGGAUCAGUUGGAUUUAUUGCUGCUUGAGACUGGUCCAUAGAGAAGGUGAGUCUUUUUUGUUGGA